This is a messenger RNA of Mus musculus (house mouse), 5534 nucleotides long. It is a transcript of the gene Wdr37, whose product is annotated as WD repeat domain 37. Lineage: Eukaryota; Metazoa; Chordata; Mammalia; Rodentia; Muridae. Gene Ontology annotation, cellular component: cytoplasm; nucleus. Bases 1358 to 2713 code for a protein of 451 amino acids. The transcript is spliced from 13 exons. The record is from RefSeq and is a predicted model, not a curated record.
AAUACCAUUGGCAGUAGUGCUUAUCUAAAAAAACCAAAAGGAUUAUGGGCUGCCGUGGAGUUGAUGCAGUGUGGAUGCUGGGAAUAUAACCCUGUCUUUAGGAAAUAAUGGGGAAAGGGCGCUCGCUGCUGCUCGUUCAGUGCAGCUGCUUUUUACAGGUUCUUUUUUUUUUUUCUUAGUCACAGUAUGGACACACACACACACACACACACACACACACACACUAUCAUUUCUUUAGUCACAGUAUGGACACACACACACAUAUACUAUCAUUUUUUUUUCCUGUUGUUUUGAGAAAGGGUCUUGUUAUACGUAGGUCAGUCUGACUUUGAACUUGGGCUUGGAAUCCUUUGUCACAGUUGCUCAUGCCUUGGGAUUGCAGGCAUGCUGUGUGUUAUCUUGCUUUUGCCUAAAUGUUUCUCACCUACAGUUGGUUGACUCUACAGUUGUAGAACUUUGAAUUUAGAAGCUCAACUCUGCCCUGUCUACUUUAUACAAAAAGUUAUAUUUUAACUAGUGAUGGAUAUAAAGAACAUAAAAAUAGCUUUAACAGUAUUUACCUUUGCUAGGUUGUAGCAGAGUACUAUAAGCUAGUUAGUGUAGACAACAUAAAUUUUUGCAUAAUUCUGGAGGAUAAAAUCCAAGGUGAAGGGCCUCCCAAGGCCUCACUUGUAGCUUAUGACUGCCACCUCUUGCAUCCUCAUGGUCUUUCCUCUUUGAGGGUUUUUCUUAACUCGUAUAAGAACACCAGCAGUCAUAAUCAGUUAGGAUCACCAUUAUGACUGCAUUUUACUGGUCACUCCAGUAAAGAUCUUGAUUCUUAAUAUACUUACAUUCAGGGGAAUUCAGGUUUGGGGCACAAUCCAUUUCAGAGAGUAAAACUACAACUGUGUGGUAGGAUUUCUGUGAUGGUAGAAGUAUUGUCCCUUUUGAUAAAGGCUGGUGGCUACUAAGUGGACAGUAUAGAGAAACAAUCUAAGAUGGUUCUUAAAAGCUUUUGAUUUACUUAUAUUUAUACCGGUGACAAUUGUACUUUGUUUGCUGGCAUAUUCAAGACUUACUUCUCACAUGAAGUGACUUUGUGUUUAGUGUUGUCUUCCAUUGUGAUGUAGUAUGAGGGGAUAAGUGUAGCUCACAGUAACUGCUACAGGGUGAUUCACAACUCUUUCCACCUGAGCGAGGCAGACCUGUGUGCUGCUCUUGUGGUUCUGAACUUCCCAUGUUAGCUAGAUAGUACUUCUUGUUUACUGAGUAUAGCUAUUUGAACUGGAGCCAACAGCGUGAUCUGUGAGUGGCCGAGGUGAACCUCCCCUUUACAGGAGGGAAGAGAGUGAUAGUGUUUGACGAUGCGGCUGGCAUGGAUUCUAAACUGCCGUCCUCAGUUCGCAGUACACUGCUGGAAUUGUUUGGCCAGAUAGAAAGAGAAUUUGAAAAUCUUUACAUCGAAAACUUAGAAUUGCGCAGAGAAAUUGAUACUCUUAAUGAACGUUUAGCUGGUGAAGGACAAGCGAUCGAUGGGGCAGAAUUGAGUAAGGGCCAACUCAAAACAAAAGCCAGUCACAGUACCAGUCAGCUUUCUCAGAAGCUUAAGACCACCUACAAGGCUUCCACCAGCAAGAUUGUUUCCAGCUUUAAGACUACCACAUCCAGGGCCAUCUGUCAGCUUGUGAAGGAGUAUAUUGGCCACAGGGAUGGCAUCUGGGAUGUCAGUGUUACAAGGACACAGCCUAUUGUUCUUGGGACAGCAUCUGCUGAUCACACGGCUUUGUUGUGGAGCAUAGAGACUGGCAAAUGUCUUGUCAAGUACGCUGGCCAUGUGGGCUCAGUAAAUUCUAUAAAAUUCCAUCCCUCAGAGCAGUUGGCUCUUACUGCUUCUGGAGAUCAGACUGCUCAUAUCUGGAGAUACGUGGUACAGCUUCCAACACCUCAGCCUGUUGCCGACACUAGUCAACAAAUUUCUGGUGAAGAUGAAAUAGAAUGCUCUGAUAAAGAUGAGCCUGACAUUGAUGGAGACGUGUCCAGUGACUGUCCUACUGUCCGAGUCCCACUGACAUCUCUCAAAAGCCACCAGGGUGUGGUUAUUGCUGCUGACUGGCUGGUUGGUGGGAAACAAGUGGUGACAGCCUCAUGGGACAGAACUGCCAACCUGUAUGAUGUGGAGACAUCUGAACUCGUUCAUUCCCUGACAGGGCAUGACCAGGAGUUAACACAUUGUUGCACUCACCCCACCCAGCGGCUCGUGGUGACCUCCUCCCGUGACACAACUUUCCGUCUCUGGGAUUUCAGGGACCCUUCCAUCCACUCCGUGAAUGUUUUCCAAGGACACACGGACACUGUGACCUCUGCUGUGUUCACUGUGGGAGACAACGUCGUUUCAGGCAGUGAUGACCGCACAGUAAAAGUCUGGGAUUUAAAAAAUAUGAGAUCUCCAAUUGCGACAAUUCGUACAGACUCUGCCAUUAAUAGGAUCAAUGUGUGUGUUGGCCAAAAAAUCAUAGCCCUCCCCCAUGACAACCGGCAAGUGCGAUUGUUUGAUAUGUCGGGAGUGAGGCUAGCACGGCUUCCCCGGAGCAGCCGACAGGGUCACAGACGAAUGGUGUGCUGCUCAGCGUGGAGUGAAGACCACCCCAUAUGCAAUCUAUUUACCUGUGGGUUCGAUAGGCAAGCUAUUGGGUGGAACAUCAAUAUUCCUGCACUGUUACAAGAAAAAUAAGUCACUGAUGUUCCUUAGCUCCAAGUUUGCCAUGGACUUUUGAUUCAUGCAGGCUCUUCUGCAUAUUAAUCAGCCAUUAUAGUGAGAGUUUGACCCUGGGAAGGGUGCCUUGUAUAUGUUCUUUUCACAUUGUGCCCAGCUUGCAUGAAGUGUACAGAGAGAUGUGUGAUUCUGUUUUUUAUUUUUGUCUUGUGUAUAAUGGCAUCCUCUGGUCAGUAGAAGUGAAGCUCACUCCAUGUAGCAUACAAAAUGCUUUGAGUUGUUGAAGCUGACAGAUGAGCAGUAGGGCAUUACAUUACAUUGUAUGAAUCAAAUGUGAACUGUGUGUCUAUUGUGAGGCAUAAACAGUCUGUUACAUUGUCUGGAGUAACUAGACAUAACUACCUUGUCCUGGGAAGACUGCAGAGCUCAUUUGCAUUGGCUAGCACGAGGCAGGACUGACAGAUUUCAUUCUUACUUGGUUUAUGUGAAGUUGUAGAACGUGCUGUUGUGUAAUUUCAUUUCGACUCUUGACUUCUGUUCCGGUCCUGUAAAAGAAACCUGGAUUUGCAACGUUUUGUGCAGAAUUUCUUUUGAGAAGAAAAUGUUUCUGCUAUUUUGUAGAAAAUGAUUUCAAUCUCUUGAGGUCUCAUACAAGCAAAUUUUAAAAUACGAUUAUUCUAAUCAUCGAUUUUAGACAUUAAACAGAAUUCAAAGCACUUUAAUUUAUAGCUGUGGUUAUAAACAGUUUUUAGAAGUUUCAAAUGAUUUAUCCAUUGAAUGUGACUUGAUCUUUAUACAAAGGCCCUUCUACCUGAAGACAAAAUAUUAUUUAUUUUCUACAUCUUUGGUUUUCAUAUUUCUAAAUGGGUUCACUUCCUUGGUGGUGUUUGGAGAGCCAAGAAUGCAAAUAAAUGAGCACUACCUCAAAAUAAAUAUUGGGAAACCUUUGGAGUCUCACUGCUGCAUGGAUAAAGCACUUGAUUUAAAGCUGGAUUAUUGAAUUCAAGGCAGAAGGCAAGAAAGACAACCGCACCCUAUGUAGCUUGCAGGUGAAAGGCUCUCUAGGUAGCCUGGGAAGGUGAUAGCCGUGGCAGACAGUUAUAUAGGCAACCAGAAGCGCUUGUCUUGAACAGCUUGGAUACCUCUCAGUGCCAGUCUUUCUACUGCACGAGUGAGCCUUUUGUUCUCUCCUUCUAGACAUCACUGUUCAUCUGAUGUUUGUAAGUUUGUGUUUCAUACAGAGUUACAGUUUUGAUAAAGAGACAUCUCAGUUACUGCCCCUAAGGCAUUAAUCCUUUCCAUACCGCCCUACGGAGAGUGACCAUUUAGGGAGAAGAGAAGAGGUAAUACACUGUUAUGGUCACCCCCCCCCCCCAACCCCAACCCCUGGCUUUCUCGUUGGGUGGCAUAGGAGGGCACCUGAACUCUAGUAAGUGGUAGGAAGUUUGGUAUAAGAUGUCUAAUGUGCAUAGAACAUUUGGGUGGCAUAGGAGGGCACCUGAACUCUAGUAAGUGGUAGGAAGUUUGGUAUAAGAUGUCUAAUGUGCAUAGAACAUUUGGGUGGCACUUUCCAGGAGUGAGAACUUGGUUAUUGACAUCUUUGACUUGGGCACCAAAGUUGCUGAUCUUAGGAACUUCGUAUCUGACUCGUUAGAAAGAUUCUUUGAGUAAUUUUGUUUUUGCAACUUUAAAAAAAAAAAAAACAUUGUAUUUUUAAAGUUUGACCGUUUCUGAUCACGAGUCUCACUGUGGUGUAUUUGAGAGCUGAGUCCGGCUGGUCACUGUAGUUGAUUAAAAUGUUAGAGCCAGCUCUGGCUGUCUUGAAUGUAUUUUGCUUGAUGGUGGAAUACUGUGUGACGAUGAUCCUGGUGGACUGCUUGACUUUACAGCCACGCAGGGUUUCCAUACCCCUCCAUUCCACUCUGUUCACAGAGUUGUUCAUGUCAGUGGCAAGCCAUGUUCUUAUGUUCUUUGCAUCUUAAUCCCAAAGUCUAGGUAUAGUUAGGAACAUUGAAAAAAUGUAUGCAAAUACAAACAGCAAAAUCAAACAUAGGACCUACCAGACACAAUUUUGGAGCUUUAAAAAGUCUUUAUUGGUGAUCAUCGACUUGUAUACAAACUAGUGUCCUUCACUGCCAAUGGCUGCUUAUUUUCUUUGGCUAACUGGAGGGACGAGCCUCUGACAUAGACAUGAGGCUCCCCACGCAUUUCCACGAGGGCAGAAGACGCUAAUGGUGCUCGAUGAGAGUACUCAGGGGCAGAUGUGACUUACAUUAACUGCUGUUUGUCGUCUGUCCUCACCCCGUUGCUGCUGUGAGCACAGUGUUAUCUUUAAGAGUCUGUGAUUGGCAUGGGCUUGAGCUCAUGAAUGUGUGUAGGCCUUGUACGUGUGGCUAAGGAUAUGUCAUGCUAUCAGCCACAGCUAAUCUUAUAUUAGAAAUAGUGUUUGGAAUUAGGAACACUAUUAUGUGCUGGAGUGUCCAGAAUUUCAUUUAAUAAUGGAGGGGAAAUAUGUGGUUACUAAAUGUGCAUUAAUAUAAAAUUUCCCAAGAGAUUUGUUGGACAGAAAUAUCCCUGCCCUCACCAUAACUGAAGCAUACCAGUUUUUGUAGAGUCAAAAAAGCUGUACAUAUUUGGGAAUCUGAAGACUAUGUAAAUCAUUUGUUACUUAAAUCUGUGAAAAAAGGUUUUAUUUUGUUUUGUUUUAUUUUUGAGGGAAAAGUGCAUUUAUAAGUGUUCUGUGGAAUCAGUUAUCUUUACUGUGUUGAUGUAACUGUUUGUAAAUGUUCAGUGUCUUCAUUGAAAUACGAAGUUCAUUAAAACAUUUGUGUUCCAUAAU